Messenger RNA from Penaeus monodon (black tiger shrimp), 912 nucleotides. RefSeq lists its product as uncharacterized. The record is from RefSeq and is a predicted model, not a curated record. Lineage: Eukaryota; Metazoa; Arthropoda; Malacostraca; Decapoda; Penaeidae. The transcript has 5 exons. The coding region runs from base 1 to 912 and encodes 303 amino acids.
AUGUGUCCAUUAAAAACUCUACGGGGCUUCACGUCAGAUUUAAAUAUGGACGUGCCAACUCAUGUCCUUAAUGCAGGCUGGAUGGACGGACGGAGCUGUGUAAUGAGCACAAGGACACGAAAACACCUAAGUAAGCUCGAUUUUGAGACUAACUUAAAAUUCGUUAACUUGUAUGUAAGAGAGGCCUUUUCCUACGAAUCUGCACGGAGCGACUUUCAGUUUCCAAACAAGACUAUUUGUGAUUGGGCAAGCUUCUGUCGGGAGGUGUUAAUUUCUUGGUGUUUAGAUAAUGAGUCAGACCAGAUAGGAGGGCCAGGGGAAAUUGUUGAAAUUGAUGAAAGUAAAUUUGGUAAAAGAAAAUAUAACGUUGGUCGACUCAUAGAAGGUCAGUGGGUUUUUGGAGGAGUAUGCCGCAAAAGUAGGAAAUUCUUCUUCGUACCUGUGCAGACGCGUGACUCUCUUACUUUGCUUAAAGUCAUUAAAGAGCGUAUCCACCCAGGGACAACGGUCAUUAGUGAUUGUUGGAAGGCAUACAACUGUCUUGAAACAGAGGGCUAUCAACAUUUAACUGUGAAUCAUUCAUACAAUUUUGUUGACCCUGACACUAAGGCGCACACCAAUACGAUCGAGCGGAAAUGGAGGGAUGCAAAAGCCAAAAAAUUAUGGAAGCCUAUCAAAAUUGAUUAUGGGAGCACAUCUCGAUAUGAUGCCACAUUUAGCACCACGAGGAGCGCCAGCGUUAAGGGCUUUGUGCAUUUUGGUUCAGUUGUGUUUGUGCAUGUUUCUUCGGCUAAUCACAGACAUCGAAAGGAACUCGCAUAUGUAAAGGAACACAUCCUCGACCCCAGAGGGGCAGUCAUCCUGCCACUGGAUCCGCCUCUACGAGGUGCAGGACUUGAGCUCCCUCUCUGA